AUGACAUUUGUCACCUUUCUAUGCGAUCCUGCUUUUAAGCAUGUGAAUUAUAUACUACAGUAUGUUACCUUUAGGUUAGCACUAGUGAGCGUUUAAUUAUUUUGUCAAUGUUUUUUUAAUGCACACAGUUGUGCGAAUUUAAUCUACCUCAUGGUAAAAGUGGUUACAUCAGUUCACUUCACUAGGAAUUACGUGAACUUGCAACGAUGUUGUAUUCCCCUACCAGUCUACUGAGAUCCGCCUUUCAGUUUGUUACUCGGUCUCAUCGGAGUCCAGGGUCUAUAUGGUGUCCAUGCAGGAAUGUGUUUGUGAAAACAGGUGAAUGGAAAACAAAGAAAGUUCCUCAGCGAUACCUGGGCCAGCCGAGCCCGUACACACACCCUCACCUCAUCAUAUAUGGUGAGGUGACCCCAGGUCUCACCCAGAUGGAGUUUGAGUUGCGUCGACAGCGCUUGGCAUCUCUGAUCGAGAUGAAGGCAGAGCAACUGACGGGUUCUGGAACCUCCUCAAACUCCUCCCACAUUGUCAUCGUCCUAUCACAUCCUGUUCGCUACAUGACCAAUGACAUCCCUUACCCGUUCCAUCAGAACCAGGACUUCCUGUACCUGACAGGAAUAAUGGAACCAGACAGUGCGCUAGUGAUGUAUGGAUCGGGUAAGCCAGACCAGGCUGUGUUGUUUGUCCCUCAGCGAGACCCAGCGCGAGAGCUUUGGGAUGGACCACGUUCGGGGAAAGAUGGUGCAGCUGCCCUCACAGGUCUAGAGAGAGUUCACAGCACAGAGGAACUUGGCAUAGUGUUAAAGAGCUUGAAAGGCAGAACGAUAUGGUAUGAUGGCUCUCAGCCUUGUCACCCGCAUUUACAUCAGACUCAUGUGCGCCCCCUAUUGGAGGGAGGACCCAUGACGCGGUCUCUUCGACCCCUCACUCACUCCCUUAGAGCCAUUAAGAGUCCAGCAGAGGUUGCGCUAAUGAAGGAGGCGGGACAGAUCGCUGCCCAGGCAUUUAAGAAGACGAUGGCUAUGUCAAGAGGAGACAUUGAUGAGGCACUUCUCUAUGCAAAGUUUGAUUUUGAAUGCCGUGCUCACGGUGCUAAUUUUCUGGCAUAUCCUCCAGUGGUUGCCGGUGGAAACCGAGCCAACACACUUCAUUACAUCAACAACAAUCAAAUAGUGAAGGAUGGUGAAAUGGUACUGUUGGAUGGGGGUUGUGAAUAUUUUGGUUAUGUCAGUGACAUAACACGCACUUGGCCUGUAAAUGGAAAGUUCAGUCCCGCUCAGAGAGAGUUGUAUGAGGCUGUGCUGGAAGUGCAGUUAGCUUGUCUGUCUCAAUGCAAUCCUGGGGUCAGUCUGGACUACAUAUACUCCACUAUGCUCUCUCUGCUGGCCCGACAACUCAAAGAACUGGGUAUUGUCCCACAAUCCACCAGUGAUACAGAUACAUUAAAGGCUGCUCGGCAGUUUUGCCCCCAUCAUGUGGGCCACUACUUGGGCAUGGACGUUCAUGACACACCUGAGAUGUCCCGUUCACAACCGUUGCAGCCAGGCAUGGUGAUCACUAUAGAACCAGGGUUAUACAUCAGUGAGGACAACAAAUCAAGUCCAGAGCGCUUCCGAGGUCUUGGAGUGCGAAUCGAGGAUGAUGUGGUGAUCCAAAAUCAGGGGGGACCCCUUAUCCUUUCUGCAUACACCCCAAAAACCAUUGCUGAUGUAGAGCGAGCUUGUGCACUGGUAGAAGACUGAAGGUAUCUGGAGAGAGAACAGACAGAGCAAAUCCUUCCAGAUUGAGUCUCGGCUCCUCUCAUACGGUUUUAUUUAAAUACCUCAGAGUGAACCAGCUAAACUUGGGAGGUCUACAUUUUACAGAAUUGCUCCAGUUAAGCAUUAAAUCUAGAGGAUUAAGAGCUGGACAAGUCUGGGCAGAUUGCACCAUCUCCCUGAUAGCCAGUUCACUCCUAUGCCAGGAAAUUGGAGGGUCUAGUUUUGUUGGAUAAUGUUAUGUGUUUAACCUGCACUCAUAAGAUCUACGAUACGGGUUUAUAGGAGACUUUAAAUAAGGUCAGGCACUGGGAUAAGGAGACAAUGAUCUAAUGAGCAUGGUAAACACUUAUGUUGUUUCACAGUUUGAAGCUUUACUUGUGCUUGAGUGUGACUUGAGUAUGUUUGUCUGCUAAUGUUUUUAUUGUUAUAUGUGUGGAUGUUCUUUUUUUUUUUUUUUAUUACUACUGUCAAAAUAAAUGUCUAUUUCUGGAAUUCACUAUCAGAGAGAGCAAUGCUUUAU
Xyrauchen texanus (razorback sucker) is the source of this 2277-nucleotide messenger RNA. Its product is annotated as xaa-Pro aminopeptidase 3-like. The record is from RefSeq and is a predicted model, not a curated record. Gene Ontology annotation, molecular function: metalloaminopeptidase activity; manganese ion binding. The coding region runs from base 207 to 1739 and encodes 510 amino acids. Lineage: Eukaryota; Metazoa; Chordata; Actinopteri; Cypriniformes; Catostomidae. Gene Ontology annotation, cellular component: mitochondrion. The transcript has 10 exons.